This is a messenger RNA of Alexandromys fortis (reed vole), 638 nucleotides long. Its product is annotated as DNA repair protein SWI5 homolog. The record is from RefSeq and is a predicted model, not a curated record. The coding region runs from base 79 to 459 and encodes 126 amino acids. The transcript has a single exon. Gene Ontology annotation, biological process: double-strand break repair via homologous recombination. Gene Ontology annotation, cellular component: Swi5-Swi2 complex; Swi5-Sfr1 complex. Lineage: Eukaryota; Metazoa; Chordata; Mammalia; Rodentia; Cricetidae.
UUGGUGGUCUCCAUCGCUGAUUUCUGGUUACCUGAAGGCGCUGCGGCAGCCGUUUAAACCCCAACCCUGGACCCUUCUAUGCAUCAGACGACCCUGAUCCGGGUACCUCGGACCUUGGGGCUCAGGAGGAUUGAUUCAGGACUCGGCCGAAAUUGCUAUGGGCCCUUCCGAUCGCCGCGUCUGUUUCCCAGGACUGAACUGCCUGAUGACAGCAGCGAGGAGUCUUUGAAAGCUGACAUUCAGAAACUGAAGGAGAAACAGGACAUGCUGGACAAGGAGAUUUCCCAGUUAGUAAAAGAAGGCUACUGUGUGAUUGAACUAGAGGACCAUAUCGCUCUUCUCCAUGAGUACAGUGACAUCAAGGAUGUCGCACAGAUGCUUCUGGGAAAGCUGGCUCUGACCCGCAGUGUCACCACCAAGGAGUUAUAUCCAGAUUUUGAUCUAGAACUGAGUGACUGAGGAGAGUCUUGCAGAUGUUUGUCUACAGCCCACAGGGACAAGUGGAUGGAGACAUGAAAAACAGUCCUGACAGUACAUUCAUAUGGUUUCCAGAUAAAAAAUGCUAGAAGCCCAAAAUUUUCUAACGGGCCCAAACUAAGUUUAGGGUGGGGCUUAGAGAAGAAGGGUGUUGGGAGGGG